Messenger RNA from Monosiga brevicollis MX1, 189 nucleotides. RefSeq lists its product as uncharacterized. The record is from RefSeq and is a predicted model, not a curated record. The transcript has a single exon. The annotation marks the transcript as partial. NCBI's taxonomy places the organism in Eukaryota, Choanoflagellata, Craspedida, Salpingoecidae. Gene Ontology annotation, molecular function: protein binding.
GGAGCAACGCCUUUGCACAUUGCAGCGUUUAAUGGCAAGACAGAUUGUGUGCGCUUGCUGAUCUCAUGGGGUGCUAACAUCAACUCUGUGACAACUGAAGGUUGCACCCCCCUGCAUUACGCCGCCUACAUGGGCAAAUCGGACGUUGUGCGUGUUCUUUUGGCCCUCGGCUGUGAUGCCUCAGCCCGC